This is a messenger RNA of Thunnus maccoyii (southern bluefin tuna), 3336 nucleotides long. It is a transcript of the gene hhipl2, whose product is annotated as HHIP-like 2. Lineage: Eukaryota; Metazoa; Chordata; Actinopteri; Scombriformes; Scombridae. The coding region runs from base 425 to 2980 and encodes 851 amino acids. The transcript has 9 exons. The record is from RefSeq and is a predicted model, not a curated record.
AUAUUAAGGUUAGGGUUAGGGUUAGGCAUGUAGUGGUUAUGGUUAAGAUAAGGGGUCAGGUGUGAAUUGAGGUUAGCUUAAGGUUAGGGUUAGGGUUUGGGUUAGGCUGUCCACAAUGAAUGGAAGUCAAUGCAAUGUCCUAACAAGGAUAGCUGCGCAAACUUGAGUGUGCAAACUUGUGUGCAUCCUUGUGCCAAUUCCGCUGCAGUUAAGAAAACCACUACAUAUGACGAAGAGUAACGAAGAGUGUUUGUUUUUUGUUUUUUUACCUGGCUUGGAGUCAUGUGGCGAGACAUGGAGGGCAAAUGAGGCAGGGACUCACUGUGGUGACGCACCCUCUUGAGCGUUCACGUGCACGCACGCACUGUGGCACAUACAUAAAAGAGAACAAACAGCUGAACUCUUCCGGGGGCAGACGGCAAGAAUGACAAGAAAGCGGGAUGCUGCGCUCCAUCCAAGCGGAGCCGGUGCCGCGUUUUUACGCGUGGCUGCAGGACCGGGCCCAUCCACAAAGACCCCGAGCUUUCCCGAGUUCAUCCUGAUUAUAUCAGUGAUGCUGCUCGUCCCGGUUCAGCUAGUAUCAGCUCAUCCUCAGUGCCUGGACUUCGAGCCACCUUUUAAACCUCUGUGGCACCUGGAGUUUUGCACGCAGUAUGAGCAGUUUGGCUGUUGCGACCAGAAAACGGACAAUCAGAUUGCAGAGAGAUACUGGGACAUUAUGGACCAUUUGGAAGCGGCGGGUUAUGAGCUUUGUGAAGACAUGUUGAAGGAAGUCAUGUGCCAGGAGUGCUCUCCGUAUGCCGCCCACCUCUUUGAUGCUGAGGAUCCGUACACACCUGUCAGAGAGAUACCUGGCCUUUGCUCUGGCUUCUGCUCCGAGUUUCAUGGCAAAUGUCGCCAUGUGGUUAAAUAUUUAACUGAGAACCAGCUGCUGCAGGACACCUGUGAGCGGGACAUGUAUACAUUCUGCAGCAUGAUCGACCUGUCCGACCAGGACUACUGCUACCCCAAUGUUCUGAAGAGCACUGACCUCUCCAGCAACCUGGGGCGGGUGGUGGAGGACCCCAAAGGGUGUCUCCAGCUGUGCCUGACUGAAGUGGCCAACCAUCUCAGGAACCCUGUGUUGAUGCUGCACAGCAGCGAUGACACACACAGGAUGUUCAUCGCAGAGCAGAUGGGCUUUGUGUGGGUUUACCUGCCUGAUGGCAGCCGGCUGGAGCAGCCCUUCCUGGACAUGACCGGGGAGGUGCUCAACACACCUUGGCUGGGGGAUGAGAGGGGCUUCCUGGGCAUGGCCUUCCACCCAAAGUACCAGGACAAUGGACGCUUCUUCAUCUACUACUCCAUCCAGAUCUAUAGUGAGCCAGAGAAGGUCAGAGUCAGUGAGAUGAAGGUGUCUGCCCACGACAUGAACAUGGCUGAUCCUUACUCAGAGAGGGUCAUUUUAGAGAUUGAGGAGCCUGCUGCGAACCACAACGGAGGCCAGGUGCUGUUUGGUCUGGAUGGAUAUUUGUACAUCUUCACUGGAGAUGGAGGGAAAGCAGGGGAUCCGUUUGGGAAGUACGGCAAUGCACAAAACAAGAGUGCUCUCUUGGGGAAAGUCCUCCGCAUCGAUGUGGAUGGAAGUGACUCUAGUGGGAGGCAGUACAGGAUCCCCCCUGAUAAUCCAUUCAUUGGGGACCCAGACGCCCGACCAGAAGUGUUUGCGUACGGCGUCAGAAACAUGUGGCGAUGCUCUGUGGAUCGCGGAGACCCGGUCAGUCGCUACGGCAGAGGCCGGAUAUUCUGUGGAGAUGUUGGUCAAAACCGCUACGAGGAGAUUGACAUCAUUGUGAAGGGAGGAAACUACGGAUGGAGAGCCAAAGAGGGAUUUGAGUGCUAUGAUUUGAAACUGUGCCACAACUCAUCCUUGAAUGACAUCCUCCCUAUAUUUGCAUACAGCCACCAUGUUGGGAAGUCUGUAACAGGGGGAUAUGUGUACAGAGGAUGUGAAUCACCCAAUCUGAACGGCCUGUACAUUUUUGGCGACUUUAUGAGUGGGCGAAUUAUGGCUUUAGAGGAGGAUAAGACAACAGGAAACUGGAAAGAGAGGAGUGUGUGUAUGGGAGAAACAAAGACGUGCUCUUUUCCCGGACUCAUCAAUCAUCACCACAAGUUUAUCAUCUCAUUCGCUGAAGACGAAGCAGGGGAACUGUACUUUCUGGCCACUACGUACCCGAGUGCUGGGUCACCUUUUGGAACAGUUUUCAAAUUCAUGGACCCAUCCAGGAGAGCUCCUCCGGGGAAAUGUAAGCAGAAGCCGCUACCGGUCAAAGUGAAGGGGAAGAAGGUUCCUUUUGUGCCAAAGGAAUUGACUGUGCUGGACACAAAAGAAAAACCUACGAGACCGCCGCCAAGAAAAUUCAAACUGACCACCAAACCACCUGUGACGAGCAGUGAGAUCAAACCGACGACUGCAGUCGGCGCGACGAUGAUGAGCACCGCUUUGACACUGAAAUGGAAAUCAGCUGAUAAGAAAGUGAGGAAGAAAAAGAAGUUAAGACCUCAGAAGAAAAAAAAAGUGCUGAAAAAGCAGGUGGCUGAUGGUCUAAUGAAGAACAAUACUUUAGGACAGAAAUCGAAGGAAGGAGAAGAAAGAAAAGGAAGAAAAAGAAAGAAGAUCACUGCGAUAAAACCUGUCAGGGACAAAGUAACACUAAACUGCAAUCACACGGACACAGCUGAUUUACAAUGUAACACUUUAGAAGCUCCAAACAACCUGAAAGACAACACAGUCACCACAAAGAAAAAGAUUCAUCGGAGGAAAGUGUCACUGAAACGGAUCAAACAUGAGAAGAACAGCGUAAAGUCGAAAAAACCUGCGAAUGAAAAUCAUACUUUCAUGAAUAAAACCGAGACAAACUUGAAGAAAAGAAGCAGCACAACGAGAAACCAAACUCAGGUAACAAGCAACCCAGGAGGCACUACCGAAGCACUUUGAAACAUUAUUUUUUAUUAUGACUGAGUCAUUAUUCACAUUUAUUUUGUUUAUGUUUGUUUGUGAAAGAAUCACUGGUUAAGAGUCACCAGAAGCCGGUUAGCUUAACUUCACACAAAGACUGGAAAUAGCUUCAUAUCUACUGUAUAUAUGUAAGAAGCACACGGCUGUUGCAGGCAAUUAUACAUGUAAUGACACAGUUUCCUCUGCUUUUUAUUUUUCACUGUCAUAAAAUCAUCGGUCCAAGUUAAUCAUCGCUCUGUCUGUUCUUUAUAACAUAUCAAAUAGGUUUGAAGUGGAAAUGAUCAGCAAACAGAAACAAACUUCUAACUUACUGAAGCACGUUGUUGUAAAAUUGC